AAUAAUCUGUGUGUCAGUGUGUGUGUGUGUGUGUGUGUGUGUGUGUGUGUAGACAUUGCAGUGCAGAUUUCCUGCUCCCCACCCCUCUCCUCAACUGAACUGAACUGUUCUUUAUUGUGCAUUGCCGUGUGACCUUACAGGCAGAUGAUGUGUGAGUGGUGUUGAUAGGGUUCAGCUCCUGUGGUGAUAGUGUAGAAAUGGAAGAAGAUCAAGUGCCAAACAAGGAUUUAUCUCAAGUCACAGAUGUGAAGAAGGUGCCUCAUAAAUCUGAAACCAAGCGAUACAGUGAGAUCUUCAGAGACUUUGAUAAUCUUGAUUUAUCUUUUGCAGGGGAGGAUCUGCUGGCAGACAUUGACUCACAGUCCAUCACAGAGUCCACCUUCACAGGAAGCGGAGAUCUCACAGAGCCACAGGAAGUGUCUAUUCGUGCUGAGGCCAAUGACGAGGAUGGAAACCAACCAGCCCAGGACGCAGACCUGGCUCUUUGUCGGUGUGACAAUGGAGUGGAGACGGCGCUGCAGUACACCAAGAUGUGGUGCCGCUACGCCAAAGACCUCCUGGCCUGGAUGGAGAAGAGAAUCGGCUUGGAACAAGAAUUUUCAAAAAAUGUAAUUAAGACAGCUGAAGGAGCAAAAGCCAACGUGGGGCAGCAGGAAAUGAUGCCCCUGCAGUACAUCUACACAAUGGCGCUAGAGCAAGACAUCAAGAACAGUGUGGCUUCUAGAAAGACGUCAGAACAGAUACACCACCGCUGUCACCAGGCCUUGGCUGCCAAGAAGAAUGAGAUCGACAAGUGGCGCAGAGAGUUUAAGGAGCAGUGGGCAAGAGAACAAAGGAGGAUGAACGAAGUAGUGACGGCUUUUAAAAAGGCUCGUCAGCAGUACUUCCAGCGCUGUGAUGAGCUGGAAAAGGCUAAAGCAGUCUCUGCUAAAGCUGUAGACGACACAGCUGGAACCAAAACACUGGAUAAGAGGCGGAAGUCCAAGGAUGAUGCCAAGACUAAGGUGAUGGAGGCAGAGCUUCUGUACAGACAGUGUAUGACUGACGCCAAGUUCCACCAGGGUGAACUAGUAAAGGUCAAAGAGAAAAUUAUUUCCCACAUUCGCAAGCUCAUCUGUCAGGGAGACACUGUGCUCAAAGAGGCCACAGUCAACAUGUUUUACUACCAGCGGCAGCAGACAGAGACCGUCCCCCUCGGCUAUCACAACCUGGAGUUGACAUGCAGGUCACUGGAGCCCGGCGAGCCCUACCUGCUCUACGUCCUCAGCAAGCGUCGCCCCGAACAACCUCUCCAGACCUUUACCUUCCAGGAGUAUGUUCCUCAGUCCAAAGGAAACAAGCGAAAAACCAGCUUCCCUCUCGGCUCUCUGCCGGACUCUUCACCGACAGAUGAUAUCUUAAGACAACACAGCGAUGGCAGAAGAACAGGGUACAGUGACAGUGAGAGUUUUGGAGGCAGUUUGGAAUCUCUGUCCAGCCCUGCUCACACUAAUUGGAGGCUGCCUAAAACCGCAUCCACUUUGACAGUGUCAUCAGACGACAUGGACGAACGGGAUAUGGCGUCAGAAUCAGAAUGCAUUGAUAGUCAGCCCGUCAAGGUGCGCACGAUUUCACGAGCUGCGCUGACACACCGACUCAAGAAGUUGAAGAGCAAGAUGGUCAAAUGCAAGCAGUGUGAGAACUACAUUGUUGUCAAUGGGGUCGAAUGUGAGGAGUGUGGGCUGGCUUUGCACAGGAAGUGCAUGGAGGUGUAUCAGCUGGAGUGUGAGAACAGGAAGGGGACUGUGUUCGGAGUGGACCUCUCUCUGCUGCCUCAUGACGGGCUGGGCGAUGCGCCCUUUGUGGUUCUGCUCUGCACGUCUGAGAUAGAGAGCCGGGCUCUCUCGGUCCAGGGGGUGUAUCGUGUGAGCGGGUCCAAACCCCGCAUCCAGAAGCUCUGUCAGUCCUUUGAGAUACAUAAAGAGCAGGUGGACCUCUCUGAACAUUCCCCGCAUGACAUCACCUCCAUCCUUAAGCACUUCUUCAAGGAGCUCCCAGAGCCCUUACUAACCUUUGACCUGUACAAUAACUUCAUCACGAUGGGGAAGACCAUUCAGCACAUGAACGAAAGGGAGCCAGACACUAACGAGACAAUGGACAUCAUUCUCAGCCUGCAAAAGCUACUACAUAAACUCCCUCCAUAUUACUACAUCACCUUGCGGCACAUGAUAUCUCACCUGCAAAAAGUUUCAGAGAACUACGAGAACAAAAUGUCAGCGAGCAACUUGGGUAUUGUGUUUGGGCCGACACUAUUGCGCCCUCUUGUGUCCACGGACAUGUCCAUGGUCGCCCUGCUGGAAACCAGCUACCAGGCUGUACUUGUGGAGUUCCUCAUCACACACCACGACAAGGUUUUCGGCCUUCAGCGGAGGCCCAGUACGCCCCCUCCCCCAGCCCCCACUGCACCUCUCCCAGAAACCCCUCCCAAAGCUUCCAGUGCCCUCGAUGGGGAAGUUUACACCAGCUCGGAACAUGAAACCUCCUCCAGAGAGCGGCCACGCUCACUAGAAAGUCGAACAAUCAAGAGAGAGUCAAGCGAGGGUUAUGUAUCUGACAAGUCUUCAUCCAAUGAGGCAGUGGACCAGCUCAGCCCUGAGGCCAAUGAGAGAGCAGUCCUGGCUAUGAGAGGGGCAUCAAGCGGUCCUCAGGGUGAGCCGAUGGGGGAACCAGACUCCGAUUUGGGGACCCAGCCACACUAUCGCUUCACCAGACAGCCUGUGAAGUAUUACCGGCAUCAAAACCCAGGAAUCCGACCCCCCAACCCAGGUUGUGCAGCCAGACAGCCCGAGGCCCCAGCAACAGGAUGUCCAGGGAGCGCAGACAGCAGCCGCAGCUCUUCUCCAGAACCAGGGACACAGAGACUUUCCCAAAACGUAGGCGUCCACUUUGAGAACACCCUCCAGCCGCACCAGGCCACUGCAGAGAAUACAGCGGACGUCCCACUGAGUCCACGCGAGGUUGUACAGUACAUGCUGGGACUGGACUCAAUGUUUACAUCAUCUUUAACUACGACAUCCUCCAGUACAACACAGGAGUCUCCUCAGGAGGGGGCAUCUGGGAGUCAAAGCAUAAAUCCGUCCAAUAACAGACAGCGUGCUGGACAGAUUCUCGGUCAAUCAUCAAAUACACUUCCUGUUGAGCGCAAGCUGACCUCACCAUCACAGAAGAUCCUGUCUGGCCUGAAGCUGAGACGCAGCCACUCAGAGAAAGACGAGCAGCUGUUUGUCUGAGGAGAGAUAGAAAUCUCCAGACAGUUCACUGAAAUACAUUCACACACGCUGGAAGAUGUAGAAUAGUUUAUAUCUCCUUUAUUGUGUGUAAAGACUAUCAAGAUAAAUGCCAUUUUUUAUUAAUGAAAUGCUUUCAUAUUUUACACACACAUAUCUAUGCCCAAAAAUGUAACUGUCUUCAAAAAAGGACUGGUGAAAGUUCAGUUACCUUCAAAUUAAAUGCUUCAACCUCAUAUUUGAGUCACUCUUUAAAGACACACGUUUGAAAAGUUUAGACUUGACGCUUACUUAUUAUUAAUGUUCUUUAAGAUUAUGAUCCAUUGACCAUUUAGCUUUCUAAUAUCCACAACAGGCGAGAGAGGUGUUCAGCAGUUCGUUUUUUAAUGUAUAUAUUAUGUAUUUGAAUGUAACAACCAGGUGGUUUGAAGUUGCAGGUUAAGCGUUGCAAACUAGCAUAUAAGUAUCAAGUUUAAGUUUUUGUGCUCAACAAACUACAAAGAGAUGCAGCUAAAUACAAAUGCCAUCAAGUGUUGUAUUUUUAAGAUAAUAUUGUUGAUCUAUGAUUGAUAAGAUUGAUAUAUUUGUUGUGUUUUUUUAAUGUUUUAUAUGCUCCAGAUGGAAAAGACAUGCUUUUGUUGGAGUCACAGUGAAGUCAUCUUAACACUGAUAUAAUGUUAUCAUGUUUCAUGCACCUUUUCUGUUUUGACACAGGAGGGCGGUGUUCUCCCAGUGUGGGUGGAAAACAUGCCAGACACAAUAGAGGAAGGGCAAUAAACCGCUUAUUUUUAAUUGCA
Molecule: messenger RNA, 4063 nt
Organism: Anoplopoma fimbria (sablefish)
Lineage: Eukaryota; Metazoa; Chordata; Actinopteri; Perciformes; Anoplopomatidae
Gene: gmip
Product: GEM interacting protein
Exons: 21
Coding region: 198-3269 (1023 amino acids)
Biological process (GO): activation of GTPase activity; signal transduction; negative regulation of GTPase activity
Cellular component (GO): plasma membrane
Molecular function (GO): GTPase activator activity
Source: RefSeq, a predicted model, not a curated record